Cydia amplana is the source of this 510-nucleotide messenger RNA. Its product is annotated as intracellular coagulation inhibitor 1-like. Gene Ontology annotation, molecular function: serine-type endopeptidase inhibitor activity. The transcript has 4 exons. Bases 1 to 510 code for a protein of 169 amino acids. The record is from RefSeq and is a predicted model, not a curated record. Lineage: Eukaryota; Metazoa; Arthropoda; Insecta; Lepidoptera; Tortricidae.
AUGUAUAAAGGCGGUCGCUACUCCUUGCUGGUCGUGUUGCCUCGCACCCGCGACGGCCUGACGCGGCUGACGGCGGAUCUGCCCUCGGCGCCGCUCGAAGACAUCCAGGACAGCUUGCGCGAGGAGGAGCUGCAGGUCUCUCUGCCCACAUUCUACGUGGAGACCACUACAAAGCCAGUUGCAGCCUUAGCUAAGUUCGGAGUGAGCAGCAUCUUCAGCCGCGACGCCGAGCUGUCGGGUGUUUCUUCAGCGGAGGGACUAUUCGUACAGGAGCUGGUGCAGCACGUAGCGGUUCGCGUCGACAACACGGACACUUCCGCGUCACAAAUGUCAGCAUCUAACGCGGUCCAGGAGUCUCUUAAGAACAUCCCAUUGUCCGGCAUCAAGGAACCCCGCCGCUUCAGCGUCGACCGACCCUUCAUGUUCUUCAUCAUCGAUCGCCUCGACAACUUGGUUGUUAUUGCUGGGAAAGUCAUAGACCCAGAAGCACCGACGCCGUUCCAAAUUUAA